ACCUAAGUUAGAAUCUUUUGCCGGAGUUUUUGUUUGGUUGUUGUUUGGUAGUUACGCAAGAUAGUCAAUGAUUUCGGAAAAUAUAUAAAUAGUUCUCAGAGAAGCAAAAAGAUUUCCGGUCUUUGUGUGAUGAUGAAUGUGCGUGGACGUGGUAGAACAUAUUCGGUUCCAAAUUAAAUUUGCGCGUCGUCCAUUAAUUCUGAUGUGCUAAAGGCACUCUGAUUUGAUAUCGUAGUUGGUAAUUGUUAACUUUUAGGCAACUGUUAAAGUGAUGGGCUCUGAGGCUGAAGCGGAUUUUGUUGUCCCGGACCAUUUGACCAGGGAAGUGUUCCGGAAAUGCCUUGAAAAAGACCUCAAUGUGGAUAAUAUUCAAAUCGUCCACUUCGAAAUAACACCCGGGAGCAGCCCCGGUGACAACUACACAAGCAAAAUAUAUCGCUGCAAAGUCUUAUAUAACCAACCGCACACUGAGGACAAGACAAUCUAUUUUCUUGCUAAAAGUAUGAUUGUUAUCCACCUUAGCGACGAAUUUAGUCAGAGCGGGAUCACAGAGAGAGAAGUCAAUGUUUACCGAGACCUGCUACCAAAGUUGAGCAAAUUCCUAGGAGGGACAAUUGUGGCCCCGAAGUGCUAUGACAUCUUCACCGAACCAAAUCAGAACUUUAUUUUCGAGGACUUGAAAGCAUUAGGAUACACUUGCGCCGACCGGGUAAGCGGACUAGAUGCAGACCAUUUGAAGGUAGUGUUAAAUAAGACCGCCAAAUUCCAUGCAGCGUCGAUGAAAUUACUUGAAGAAGAACCAUCAACCGAAGCAGCAUAUCCUAUAGGAUUCAUCAAUGAAAUAUCAAUGAAAGAACCAGUCGUCCAAGGAUUUUGGCAAGGCAAUUUGAAAUUGGUAGCGGAAAUAGUGAACACAAUUCCAGGAUAUGAACGUUUCAGUGCGAAACUAAUGAAAGUCUACGAUAAUUUCGUAGAUAUCGCUUUAAAAAUGAUGAGACUCGAUCCUGUAAAAGACAUAAAAGUAAUGAAUCAUGGCGAUCUAUGGGUAAAUAACUUCUUAUUCAAAUAUAAUGAAGAGACGAAGGAACCAACGGAUGUAAUCUUUGUCGAUUAUCAGGGAACGUUUGUCAACAGUCCUGCGAUUGAUAUCAACUAUUUAUUUAGCACAAGCGCACAAUUGGAUCCCCUUCGGCGGAAGCUGGAGUUGAUUGAGAAAAAUUAUUAUCCAGUUUUUGUGAACGAACUUCAAAGAUUAGAAGUAAAGUCGGUGCCUUCCUUGGAGGAUAUAUUGGGACAAAUUAGAUCACGGGAGAUGUUCAGUAUUAUUAAUCUUUUCGCAGUUCUACCCUUGGUAUCUAUAAAUAGAGAAGAAUCCAAAACAAACGACUACACCCAAUUUCUAGAUGCAGAUAAAUCUAAACGAAAAAUGUUAAUUGGAAUGUAUACUGAUCGAUUUAUGGACGCUAUGAAAUUCACUUUGAACAACUUAGAAGAUGUAAUUGAUGAAAUAAUAAAUGAAUAUUCUUGAUUUA
Hermetia illucens (black soldier fly) is the source of this 1532-nucleotide messenger RNA. RefSeq lists its product as uncharacterized. The transcript has 5 exons. Bases 272 to 1528 code for a protein of 418 amino acids. NCBI's taxonomy places the organism in Eukaryota, Metazoa, Arthropoda, Insecta, Diptera, Stratiomyidae. The record is from RefSeq and is a predicted model, not a curated record.